Pelobates fuscus (common spadefoot toad) is the source of this 2135-nucleotide messenger RNA. RefSeq names its product heat shock cognate 71 kDa protein-like. The transcript is spliced from 9 exons. The coding region runs from base 108 to 2051 and encodes 647 amino acids. Gene Ontology annotation, molecular function: ATP binding; ATP-dependent protein folding chaperone. The record is from RefSeq and is a predicted model, not a curated record. Gene Ontology annotation, cellular component: cytosol; cytoplasm; nucleus. NCBI's taxonomy places the organism in Eukaryota, Metazoa, Chordata, Amphibia, Anura, Pelobatidae.
CAGGGCUAGGAGGGAGAGUGUAUUUAGAGAGGGAGAACCAGUGAUAGACAUAGAACACACAGAAACACAGAAAAGGGACGCACUCUGAGGGAGCUCACACAGGCAUAAUGUCUAAGGGUCCAGCAGUUGGCAUUGACCUGGGCACCACAUACUCAUGUGUGGGUGUCUUCCAACAUGGCAAGGUGGAGAUUAUUGCUAAUGACCAAGGAAAUCGCACCACUCCCAGUUAUGUGGCCUUCACAGACACAGAGAGACUCAUUGGAGAUGCGGCAAAGAACCAAGUGGCCAUGAAUCCAACCAACACUGUGUUUGAUGCCAAGCGCCUGAUUGGUCGUCGAUAUGAUGACCCAGUUGUGCAGUCAGACAUGAAGCACUGGCCUUUCACUGUCAUUAAUGAUGGGGGGAGGCCCAAAGUUCAGGUUGAUUACAAGGGAGAGGCUAAAUCCUUCUACCCUGAGGAAAUUUCAUCCAUGGUCCUUACUAAGAUGAAGGAGAUAUCAGAAGCCUACCUGGGAAAGACAAUUAAUAAUGCAGUUGUCACGGUUCCUGCUUAUUUUAAUGAUUCGCAAAGGCAGGCAACAAAAGACGCGGGAACGAUCUCCGGACUCAAUGUGUUGCGUAUUAUUAAUGAGCCAACUGCGGCUGCUAUAGCAUAUGGGUUGGACAAAAAGGUGGGUGGUGAGAGGAAUGUUCUGAUUUUCGAUCUGGGUGGAGGCACUUUUGAUGUUUCUAUCCUUACUAUUGAGGAUGGCAUAUUUGAAGUUAAGUCCACAGCUGGUGACACCCACUUGGGCGGGGAGGAUUUUGAUAAUCGCAUGGUCAACCAUUUUGUAGGAGAGUUUAAACGCAAGCACAAAAAAGACAUCACAGAAAAUAAACGUGCUAUCCGUCGUCUGCGUACAGCCUGUGAGAGAGCCAAGCGCACUCUCUCCUCCAGCACUCAGGCCAGCAUUGAAAUAGACUCCCUCUAUGAGGGUGUUGACUUCUACACAUCGCUAACACGAGCCCGGUUUGAGGAGCUCAAUGCAGAUCUCUUCCGUGGAACAUUGGAGCCAGUAGAGAAAGCCCUACGAGAUGCCAAGUUAGACAAGGCACAGGUCCAUGAUAUUGUUCUUGUUGGAGGCUCCACACGUAUCCCCAAGAUCCAGAAGCUCCUCCAGGACUUUUUUAAUGGAAGAGAACUGAACAAAAGCAUUAAUCCAGAUGAAGCAGUGGCCUAUGGUGCAGCUGUUCAGGCUGCAAUCCUGUCUGGAGAUAAAUCUGAAAAUGUGCAGGACCUACUUUUGCUGGAUGUCACCCCACUAUCUCUCGGCAUUGAGACAGCAGGAGGAGUUAUGACAGUUCUCAUCAAACGUAACACGACCAUACCCACUAAGCAAACACAGACAUUUACCACUUAUUCCGACAAUCAACCAGGUGUCCUUAUUCAGGUGUUUGAAGGUGAAAGAGCAAUGACAAAGGACAACAACCUGCUUGGUAAAUUUGAGUUGACAGGAAUCCCGCCGGCUCCUCGUGGUGUCCCCCAGAUUGAAGUGACAUUUGACAUUGAUGCCAAUGGAAUCAUGAAUGUGUCUGCCGUCGACAAAAGCACUGGGAAGGAGAACAAGAUUACCAUUACUAAUGACAAGGGCCGUCUAAGUAAAGAAGAUAUUGAACGUAUGGUUCAAGAAGCCGAUAGGUACAAGGCUGAAGAUGAAGUCCAGAGAGAGAAGAUCACAGCCAAGAAUUCUUUGGAAUCUUUAGCUUUCAACAUGAAGAGCACCGCCGAGGAUGAAAAGCUGAAGGACAAGAUUAGUCCAGAAGAUAAACAGAAGAUCUUGGACAAGUGCAAUGAAGUAAUUUCUUGGCUGGACAGGAACCAGAUGGCUGAGAAAGACGAAUAUGAACAUCAACAGAAGGAACUGCAAAAUGUCUGCAACCCUAUCGUUACGAAGCUCUACCAGGGGGCAGGGGGUGCCGGCAUGCCUGGUGGAAUGCCUGGAGGCUUCCCUGGAGCAGGGGGCAGUGCUGCUGGUGGCUCUUCUGGACCGACUAUUGAAGAAGUCGAUUAACGUGCUGUCCACACUUAAUAAAGCAGGCCACUUGCAACAAAUCAACUUCCAAUCUUGUACACUAUUAAAAUUCAGCAACAUAAA